Diaporthe batatas is the source of this 1131-nucleotide messenger RNA. RefSeq names its product CDP-diacylglycerol--glycerol-3-phosphate 3-phosphatidyltransferase. Gene Ontology annotation, cellular component: mitochondrion. Gene Ontology annotation, molecular function: CDP-diacylglycerol-glycerol-3-phosphate 3-phosphatidyltransferase activity. Lineage: Eukaryota; Fungi; Ascomycota; Sordariomycetes; Diaporthales; Diaporthaceae. The transcript has 2 exons. The record is from RefSeq and is a predicted model, not a curated record. Bases 1 to 1131 code for a protein of 376 amino acids. Gene Ontology annotation, biological process: cardiolipin biosynthetic process.
AUGCUCGCGCCUUUCAUGAGCGAGCUCGACAGGAUCGCACCAUCGUUCCCCAUCAAUGGCUCCCAGAUACGGAUCCUGCAGACGCCGGCCGAGUUCUACGAGACGCUGAAGGACAAGAUCUCCAAGGCGGAACGGCGUAUCUUCCUGUCGACUCUUUAUAUAGGGAAGACCGAGCGGGAGCUGAUAGAGACUUUGCGGGAUGCUCUGCGGAGGAAACCGGAGCUCAAGCUCAGCAUCUUGACCGAUGCCCUCCGCGGCACGCGGGAGGCCCCCCAGCCGUCUUGCGCAUCGCUUCUGGCUCCUCUGGUCGAAGAGUUUGGACCAGAUAGGGUGGAGAUACGGAUGUACCACACGCCGAAUCUGACCGGCUUGCGGAAGAAGUACAUACCCAAGAGAAUAAAUGAGGGUUGGGGACUGCAGCACAUGAACCCACCUAAUAAAGGUGACUUCGACACGAGUGUCUACCCCUUGGCACAGAUGACACAGCUCUUGUCGCCAGACACCUCAACGGAACUACCUGCCCUCACCCAUGUUUUGAAGACACUGGCAUCUCCUGAGUAUUCCAACUCGUCCUGGACCUUCACCGCUGGAUAUUUCAACCCAGCGCCAUCACUCACCAAGCUGCUACUUGCCACAGCAUCACAUCACAACAUUGUCAUCACCGCAUCUCCCUUCGCGAAUGGCUUCUAUCAAUCUAAGGGUGUUUCGGGCAUGUUGCCAGACGCUUAUACAUUGCUCGCAAGAAAUUUCCUUCACGAUGUGCACCAUCGUAAGAAGGACCUAGCCAUCACGCUCAAGGAAUGGAGGAAGGGUACGGUCAACGAGCCAGGCGGAUGGACGUACCACGCCAAAGGCAUCUGGGUGACCUUACCCUCGGACUCGAACCCCUCCCUGAGCCUGGUAGGGAGUUCGAAUUAUACGAAGCGAAGUUACUCGUUGGACAUCGAGGCGAACGCGAUGAUCCUGACGAAGAAUGAAGACCUCAAAAAGAGGCUUGGUGACGAGCAGCGCUGGUUGCAGGACCACGCAGCUCAGGUCACGAGGGAUGACUUUGCCAGAACGGAGAGGAGAGUCAGCUUGAAAGUGCGCCUUGCGAUGUGGAUAGUUUCGUUGGUCGGCGGUGCGCUAUAA